AUGGGUGACCAAAUCCAGUUCAUUGUUGAGAAGCUCAAUCAGGAGCCCUUCAGGAAGAACUACAAUCUGAUCUCGUUUGACUCUCUGGAGUCGCUGCAGCUGCUGCAGCUGCUCAGUGAUGUUCUGGGGGAGAUUGACUCGAAGCAUGCUGUUGACAUUAGAGAGGAGCUGCCGGAACAAACAGCUAAAAGAAUGCUGAAUCUCCUUGGAAUCCUCAAAUACAAACCUCCAGGGACUCUGUCAGACCUGAGUGCUUUUCGCCAAGGGCUGGUUACUGGAAGCAAAACUGUAAUUCAUCCUGUCUUACACUGGCUUCUUCAGAGGACCAGUGAACUCAGGACAAGAGCUUACCUGGCACGUUUCUUGGUGAAACUGGAAGUGCCAACAGAGUUCCUACAGGAUGAUACUGUGGCUGACUUCAACAAACAGUAUGAAGAACUCAUGGAAGCAUUUAAAAACCUACAUAAAGAGCACGAGCAGCUCAAAAUAUCUGGUUUAUCAACUGCAGAGAUAAGAAGGGACAUCAGUACAAUGGAAGAGGAGAAAGAUCAACUGGCCAAAAGAGUAGAGCGUCUUAAGAAGAGGGUGGAGACAGUACAAAAUCAUCAACGGAUGCUUGAAAUAGCAAGACAGCUUCGCUUAGAGAAAGAGAGAGAAGAAUCUCUGGCUCAACAGAAACAAGAACAAAAAAGUCAGUUGUUCCAUGCAGAGCAGAAGCUGCAGAGAGCCCAGGUCCAGCUGAAGGAGAUGAAGCACAUGGUGGCAGAUUCCAAACCAGACAGUUUAAUGAAGAAACUAGAAGAGGAGAUGAAUUUCAAUUCCUACCUGGCAACUGAAAAAAUACCCAGAGAGAUGGAAAGUAAAAAGACUUCAGUGUAUUUCUUACAAAAGGUGGUUGCAGAGCCAGCCAUGACUCAAGCUGAUCUCACUGCACUGGAAAGUGAGAGAGAUGAAGUUAAUGCAGAAAUUAAUCAGCUUAUUGAGAAAAGGAUGAUCAAGUAUGAGCCAACUGAUAGUAAAUUCUCCAUGUAUCGCCAGCAGGCUUCUAUAAUUUCCCGGAAAAAAGAAGCCAAGGCAGAAGAGCUUCAGGCUGCCAAGGAAGAGAUGUCCAGCCUGGAGAGGCAGAUGGAGCAGAAGAGCAGUCAGGCCCACGAGCUGGAAGGCUCUGAAGUCCUGACUGAGGAUGAGUUCAAGCAGUACGUGAGCAAGCUCCGGAGCAAGAGCGCGUUUUACAAAAAGAAGCGGCUGGAAAUGGCAGAAAUCACGGCGGAGUACGGGAUCCUGCAGAGGACUGAGGAGCUCCUGAGGCAGCGGCACGAGGCCGUUCAGCAGCAGCUGCAAGCAAUUGAGGAGAAGAAAGGAAUCUCUGGAUACAGCUACACCCAGGAGGAGCUGGAAAGAGUCUCUGCAGUGAAGAGUGAAAUGGAUGAAGUGAAAGGCCAGACAUUAGAUAACAUGUCUGAAAUGGUGAAGAAACUGAAUGCCAUGGUGGCAGAGAAGAAGGCAAGCCUUGCUCCUGUCAUCAAAGAGCUGAGGCAGCUGCGUCAGAACUGCCAGGAAUUAACUCAAGAAUGUGAGGAGAAGAAAAUCCAGUAUGACAGUUGUGCAGCCGGGUUGGAGACCAAUCGCUCGGCGCUGGAGCAGGAAGUGAAAGGGCUUCUUGAGGAGUGUGCCCAGGAAGAGAGCAACUACCAUUACAUUAACUGCAUGAAAAGGAACCUGGAGAUCCAGCUGCAGCGUGCCAAGGAGGAACUGAAGGCCUACAUGUCCCCAGACCCGCAGGAGCGGCGCAGGGCGGUUCGAGAACAGUAUACGCGAAUAAUCCUUGAACAAGAAAACCUUGGGAAGAAACUACGAGAGAAACAGAAAGUUGUACGGGAAAGUCACGGGCCAAAUAUGAAGCAAAUGAAAAUGUGGCAGGACUUUGAGCAAUUAAUGGAAUGCAAGAGAGAAUGUUUUCUGAAACAACAAAAUCAAGCAGCCAUUGGCCAGAUAAUUCAGGAAGGAGGUAAAGAUAGGCUUGUGUUAUAAAUUCUUCCUCCUGAUAUCCACAUGAAGUAGGGAGGCUCUUGUUAAAUACUGUUGCUUUCAUCAAUUCUACAAUUUUUGUACAUGGUUUGGUUUUGGAGCGUAAACAGAGAGAGCAAAGAACCCCUCUGCAAGCUUUUGCUCCAGUGUCUCAGUGACAAUGUGCCAUGGUUAGAAGCUGUUGGGAGGGCUGCACUGGGGUGAACCUGCUCGUAAAUCCGUGCUUUAUGAGGCCAGGAAUGGCACCCAUCUGUUGGGAGAUCAAAGGGAAACAAAUCCUUCUGCAGGGUCACAGAAAACUCACCUAAUUGCUCUGCCUCUUAUUCUCAAUCGAUAAG
Molecule: messenger RNA, 2366 nt
Organism: Cinclus cinclus
Lineage: Eukaryota; Metazoa; Chordata; Aves; Passeriformes; Cinclidae
Gene: IFT81
Product: intraflagellar transport 81
Exons: 18
Coding region: 1-2031 (676 amino acids)
Biological process (GO): intraciliary transport; cilium assembly
Cellular component (GO): intraciliary transport particle B; cilium; centrosome
Molecular function (GO): tubulin binding
Source: RefSeq, a predicted model, not a curated record